Messenger RNA from Aureobasidium namibiae CBS 147.97, 552 nucleotides. RefSeq lists its product as uncharacterized. NCBI's taxonomy places the organism in Eukaryota, Fungi, Ascomycota, Dothideomycetes, Dothideales, Saccotheciaceae. Bases 1 to 552 code for a protein of 183 amino acids. The record is from RefSeq and is a predicted model, not a curated record. The transcript has a single exon.
AUGUCUUCCAACACAGGAAUCUCUCCUCAUGCAACGGCCUUCAUCCACUCCUACGCCACAGCCACCUCUGUGGCCUCUUCCUCCAAGCCCUCAGACCUUUCAGCAAGCGCCACACAAAUGUCCUCCCACUACCUGCCCAACCUAAUCUCCUUCACCCUGGGCACAAACACCACCAUCAGCACCCAAGAGGAAGCUGCAAAAGGCACCCUCACCCACCUCCAAAAACUAGUCAAAGCAGGUGUAGGCGCCGACAUCAGGAUGAUCAGGGUAGCAGUCAAGGAAGUAGGCGAAUUUGCAGCUACGGUGUUUGUGACGUGGGAGUUGGUUGUUGAUGGGGUUUCGAUUGCUGAUGAGGAGAAAUUGAAGGGAAAGGAGGGAGAGGGGAAGAAGAAAGCAAAGGGUUGGAGGUGGAGAAAUUGUUAUGGGUAUAGGAGGAUGACGAGGGAGGUCGAGGGGGAGGAGGUGGUGGACAAGGAAGGAUUUGAGUAUAUUGUUAGUGAUGAGGAGGUUGGUGAGUUGAUCAAGAGGGUGCCCAAAUACUUCGAGUCUUAG